This is a messenger RNA of Acanthocheilonema viteae, 2976 nucleotides long. The record is from the annotation of a GenBank genome assembly. NCBI's taxonomy places the organism in Eukaryota, Metazoa, Nematoda, Chromadorea, Rhabditida, Onchocercidae.
AUGCUCGAUUCCCGUGACCUAGAAAUUGCUCAGAUGGAAAGUCCGAGUACGCCGAAUAGUGCAAUAUUUAUCAAGAAAGUAGUGGAUUUCCGACCGAAAGGUCAAAUCACUCAUUUGUGUUCGAACAAUGGUGAAAUGUUGCUGGUAAUCGGUGCACGGCAACUUCUUCAUUAUCCACUUCAAAACACUAAUAGACAAAUUGAUGUUGUUUUGCCGCUAUUAAUGCAUGAUCGCAUUGCUUAUGUUCAUCUUAGCCCUAGCGGUCGCCACGCAAUCAUAAGUACCACCGGUGCCGACAAUUUUUACUUGAAUUUGAAACAUGAUUCAGCAAAGCAGUUGAAAAAAUUGAAAGGACAUGUGAUAAGUUCUGUGGGUUGGAAUAUGGAAAUUUCGACAGAUAACGAAACAGGUUUCAUCGUUCUCGGUACUAUGAAAGGUUCUCUGUUUGAGUCAUCGAUUAUUUCAAAUGGAACAGUUGCUUAUGUUCGUGAACUGACCAGCAAUUUAAGCGGAAUAAAAGAUUUAUCCGUGACCGGAAUUGAGAUAUGUCAAUGUGAGGAUGAAAACCAAAGGUCGAGGUGGGCUCUGUUUGUAUGUCUUCCUGGAAGACUGUAUUGUUUGAGCGGACAAAUCAAUACGAAGCAGGAUGUUACUGGGGUGCAACCGGUUGUGAGCACAGUUUGGAGCUCCGCGUUUGCUGAACAUAAUCCCGCUAUCUUACAACCUUUAUUUGCAUCAAAAGCACCAUUUCGUUUUCAUUCUAUGGAUGAUGAGCAACGAAAUUUGCCGAGCGCUUUUGUUGUUUAUCCAAAAGUGAAUAAUGAACUGCCUACUAUAUUUUGUUGGGUCGGUGCUGAUGGUUACACAUUAGGACGAAUAGAUUUGACAGCUUCAGAAGCAUACGACAUGAUUAUUGAAGAAACACAUGUGCAACAUCAGUUGAUGGAUGGACGUUACAGUUAUCCCUUGGAUAUUGCGUUAACAGAAUAUAACGUUCUGUUGUUGUAUAGUACUCAUAUUGAAGCUAUUUCAUUACUCAAUCAAAAACUAAUGUUUGAUGAUACCAUUGGAACGGAUUCUGGUCAAGUGAAAGGGAUGUGCCGCGAUGCUGUAUCCGAAAUGGUUUGGGUAUAUACUGAUGCUACUGUGUGGAAGUACCGGCCAAAUGAAGAAUUCAGAGAUAUUUGGCAGAUCUAUUUGGAACGCGGUGAGUGUGGCAAAGCACGAGCUAUCACAAGUAAAUUGACUAAUCCAGCGCCACAUCAGCUAGUUAUUAAGAAAGAAGCUGAAAAAUACAUUGCAGAAAAGAAUUUCACAGCUGCAGCAGAAAUCCUUAUGGAAUCAACCGAUCCUUUUGAAGUUAUAUUACUUAAAUUUUUAUCAACUAAGGAGGAUCGACGAAAUGGUCUCAAGCGUUUUCUGGAACUAAAAUUAAAGUCGCUAUCAAAUACAGAGGACAAGAUACGACGGGAUGCUUUGGUUUUAUGGUUGUUGGAUGUGCAAUUGGCAGAAUUUGCAGAGCUACGUCAAAAUGUAAAGCAAGUGCAACUGGGAGGAGUAGAGUUAACAAAAGAAGAAACAACCAUUGAGCAGCAAAUUAAAAAUAUGCGUCAACAAAUUGAACUCUUUCUUGCUCGUUCUAUUGUUUUGGCAGCAGUGGAGGUAAAUCGUGACGCAGUUUACCAUUUAAUUACUUCACAUGCACAUUUUGAUAUUCAACUUUAUCUUGCUCAAAAACUAAAAGAUUAUGUGACGAUUGUAAAUGUUUAUUUGCUGCAGUCUGACUAUGAGAAAGUUUUAGAAGUAAUACAAAGACAGCACAUUUUCGAGCUUUAUUACAAGCACUCUCCAACCUUAAUAGAGAAAAUACCAUCGGAACUAAUAGCAGCCUGGAUCGAAGAAGGUAAGGCACUUGUAUCGGAUCGGCUCCUGCCAGCACUGUAUCGUUGUCAGGAUGUAUCGAAAACGAAAAUGGUCACUGCUGCUUUGAAAUAUCUCAAUUUUGUAAUAAAUGAGAAUUGGGCAAGCCGAUCAAUGCAUAAUUUUAUGAUAACGCUGUGCGCGGAAUUCAAGCCGGAAGAGCUAUUGAAUUAUUUUGAAAAAUAUGGUUAUAACAGAAACUUGGUACCAUACGAUGUUGAAUAUGCCCUAAGAGUUUGUGUUGAAAAGCAAGCACUGAAGCGAUGUUGCGUUUUUAUGUAUUGUGUAGACGAGCUAUACGACGAAGCCGUUUCUCUUGCCUUAACGAUUGAUGUUGAAUUGGCAAAAACUUGUGCAAAACAAAUGAUGAAACCUAAUGAAAAUGAGUAUGACUUUUUGCUGCCUAAUUCAGUGAAGCCAAAAUUCUCAGUGGAUAUGCGACGAAAGAUUUGGCUACAAAUAGCGCGACAUGUAAUUGAGAAGCAGGAGGAUAUAGCUGCAUGCGUAAGCCUGCUAAAGGAAUCUGACAACACUAUCAAGAUACAGGACUUACUGCCAUUUUUCCCAGAAUUCACAACUAUUGAAUAUUUUAAAGGGCCAUUAUGCGAAUGUCUAAAGGAGCAUUCUGGAAAAAUUAAGCAAAUAUUAACCUCGGUCCUUUUCCGAUUCACUAUAAUUCGUUCGAACGAUCAAUGCGCUUCAUGUUCGGAACCUGUCAUGACUCGACCGUUUUAUACAUUUACUUGCCGACAUUUGUUCCAUAAGGACUGUUUAGAAUCGGAGAUGAAAUCUCAUUGGACUAUGGAAGAACAGGAAAAAUAUAGCAAUUUGGUUGAGAAGGAGAGAAUACUGCAGAAGCAGUUAGAAAAAUCGACAUCUUCGAAUUGGACUCCAAAGAAAAUAAACGAUUUUCAAGAAGAGCUGAAACACGUACGCAAUGAAAUUAAUGAUACUGUUGCUGGUGAUUGUGUCUUCUGUGGUAUUGCAAUGAUUAACUCGAUCGAUAAGCCGUUUUUUGAAGAAGACGAAUAUGAAAAAGAAAUGAUGACUUGGUAA